GGCCCGACUACAAUCUCAUAACCUCAGAUUUUGGCUUCCUCGCCUCGACUCUCACCUGGCUGAGCAAAAAUGAGUUCAGAUCUUCCGUACACGAUACGAUGUAUCGCGACUCUCGAAGGCCACCACGACCGCGCCUGGCAAGUAGCCUGGAACCCCGCGAAACCGCUCCUCGCGUCUUGUUCUGCGGACAAAUCGGUCAGAAUGUACGCCUACUCAACUAAACCCAGCGUCAGCGCCGGCUCCGACGAUCCGAGUGCAGUGGGCGCGGGGCGAGCAGACGCGAUCGCGCUCACGCACGUCUCGACGAUCCCGACGGGGCACACGAAGACUGUACGGAGCAUCGCGUGGGCGCCGUCGGGGCGCACGCUCGCGACGGGCUCGUUUGAUGCGAAUAUCGGGGUGUGGGAGCAGGAGGAGGGCGAUGGGGAUGGCGAGGAUGGUGAGAACGGUGGUGGGGGCGGGACGAGGGAGUGGGAGUGCGCGACGCUGCUGGAGGGGCACGAGACGGAGUGUAAGGGCGUGGCGUAUUCGGCGGGCGGGGAGCUGCUCGCGACGUGCAGCCGGGAUAAGACGGUGUGGAUCUGGGAAGUACACCCCGACUCCGACUUUGAAUGUAUGGGUGUUCUUAUGGAGCACACUCAAGAUGUUAAAUGCGUCGCGUGGCAUCCCUCUGAGCAGAUCCUCGCCUCGGCGUCGUAUGACGACACGAUAAAGCUGUACGCGGACGACCCGGAUGAGGACUGGGUGUGCGUCCAGACGCUCGCAGGGCACCAGAGCACAGUGUGGGCGCUCGCGUGGUCCCCGUGCGGCACCUACCUCGCAAGCGCGUCGGAUGACCUUACGAUCAAGGUGUGGAAGCGCGCGGGCGAGCAUCGGUGGGAGGGUAAUCUGGAGAUCAAGGGCGCGCAUACGAGGAGCAUAUACUCGAUCAGCUGGGGGAAGGGGAAGGGGGAUGGUGGGCUUGGGUGGCUGACGAGUACGGGGAGCGAUGGGAAGAUCAAUGUCUGGGAUAUUCAGGAGCCACCAGAGGGCUCGAAGGAGCUGGAGCAUAAGCUUAUCGCGUCGCUGUCCUCGUCGCACGAUAUCAACGAUGUGAACUCGGUGGCGUGGUGCGCGCGUGCUGGGUACGAAGACAUGUUCGCCACGGCGGGCGACGACGGGCUCGUGAAGGCGUGGGUGGUUGUCCCGGCUUAGAUGUAGAUUAGAUGUCGAGAUGACC
Coniophora puteana RWD-64-598 SS2 is the source of this 1219-nucleotide messenger RNA. RefSeq names its product WD40 repeat-like protein. Gene Ontology annotation, molecular function: protein binding. Lineage: Eukaryota; Fungi; Basidiomycota; Agaricomycetes; Boletales; Coniophoraceae. The record is from RefSeq and is a predicted model, not a curated record. Bases 70 to 1194 code for a protein of 374 amino acids. The transcript is spliced from 5 exons. Gene Ontology annotation, cellular component: cytosolic [4Fe-4S] assembly targeting complex. Gene Ontology annotation, biological process: iron-sulfur cluster assembly.